Molecule: messenger RNA, 1375 nt
Organism: Mucor mucedo
Lineage: Eukaryota; Fungi; Mucoromycota; Mucoromycetes; Mucorales; Mucoraceae
Exons: 2
Coding region: 176-1375 (399 amino acids)
Source: RefSeq, a predicted model, not a curated record
GCUGGGUGUUGUCUUUGCAUAUAACUAAACUAACCAAAGCCAUAUAAAGUCACAUUGCUGUCUUAUAAGUUGGAAUGUUUCCAUAUUUGCAAGCAGAUUAUAAAAAAAGUAUGAUCCAGAACUAAAAAUUUCCUUGUUCUAUUCACUUCAUAUAAUACGAAGGCAACAUUUUACAAUGCGACAAUUUGCUACGUUCGUAGUGUCAUUUUCCUUAAUCUUUAUACUAGUACAUGCUGUACCCACUCAGGACAAGGACCUGUCAAUUGUCCACGUGAGCUCUGAUUCUGUUAAAGCAAAACUUACAUUAUAUGACGAGACUCCUAUGCAUGGGUCAUUUCCGAAGGAUCCUAUGCACAUCAACAAUGAUGUUAUUUCUACAAAAGUAACAGGAUCAAGAUUAGACGCUAGCCAAUUUGAAGCACUUAUUACAGGACUCAGUACUCUACUUGAGACUUCCCAAGAGCGGUACGGAGAAAUUUCUGAAUCGGAUCGAUACAGUAUCGUCAAAUCCAUUGUCGAACACUUACCAGGCAUAUCUCCAGAACAACUCGAUGAGGUGGACUACAUGAUUGACAAUGUCAUAACACAAUACAAUAAGCCUGAGACUAUAUUACCGAUGAAAUUUGUGAAACCAUCCACUGUAUUAGAAAAGCGGUUUGCUGAAGGAUAUCCUAAUAAUGAAGAAUGCUGGGGGUAUGAAACGGACUGUGUCACUCCUGAGUUUUUCAAUGAAGAGUAUCAAUGGCCGAAAAACGAUAAGCGCUCUUUUCCAGAUACAUCCCGACAAAAUUUUAUACAGGUCCUGAAUAUCAACAAUGCAAGAAUUAUCAAGAAUACCAGAAAUAAUGUAAAUCUUAUGGCAAACAAUCUUAGACAAAUUGCCCCCAUCAAAGGUAUUGAAGAGAAGACGACUGACUUAAGAUUGAUUCUAAAAAGUUCCCAAUAUGCGGCUAGAGAGGCGCUCCAAAAUCCUCAAUUUCUCAGCAAAUUUAAAUCGGGAAUACUAUCACAAAAUAGAGCAUUAAAAAAUAUCGAUGCUGUGUAUACACAGAUAGUUCACAUCAUACAAAGUUUAAUUAAUGUAAACAAUGAAGGUAUAAUGGAAGAACUUGCUCAGGUGCGUGCUGAGAUAUUGAACGAUGCAAGCCAAAAUGAUGAUAUGCUUGCCCGCACAAUUUUUAAAACAUUUCUGGAUCUUAUCAUCUCAUCAGUAAGAUCCUCAUACAAUGAAGAAAUCGUAAUCUUUAACGGCCGUCAUUAUUUGAAUAAUAAUGAAAACCCACAUCCAAGUUCAGAUAAAGAAGAUGCUAUCGAAAUCCAAACUAACCUUCAAACAGAUUGUCUGGUACAGGCUCAUAACUACGAGCAAAGAUAA